CGCCCCCGCCAGCGCCGCCUCCCCCACCACGGCGUCGCCCCUCCUCGCGCCUAAGGCGCUGACCAACGGGUGUCUGGGCGAGGAUUCGGACCAGUCGGGCCCCGAGCAGAACACGUGGAACUCGCACGACUCGCAGUACUACCCCAUUUGGACGAAGGGCCCCUCCCCGUCCGCGGCCGCCGCCUCCCCCGCGGCCGCCGCGCCCUCGGCGCCCGGCUCGGGCAUCUACGAGACGCUGUACCCCACGU
Messenger RNA from Gryllus bimaculatus (two-spotted cricket), 248 nucleotides. NCBI's taxonomy places the organism in Eukaryota, Metazoa, Arthropoda, Insecta, Orthoptera, Gryllidae. The record is from the annotation of a GenBank genome assembly.